AUGCGCUGGGUGGUGGCGGGUGCCGUGGGAGCGUUUUGGCACCCGGCAGCGGCACCGGCACCGUUCUCAGCCGUCCCCUGCCCCGCAGAGCUCAGCGCCUCCGACGAGAGCUCCCUGUCGGACGCCGUUCUGCUGGAGGAGGAGGAGCCGCGGCCGCCGGGACCUGCCACCCCGCGGGGGUCCCCGUCCCCCGAGGAGCCCACCGAGAAGGAGGGAUCGGGGCCCCCGCCGGCCCCCCCCAGCCCCUGGCGGGAGACCAGCCUCGACAGACCCUACGAGAAGGCCAAAAAACCCGGCGUCGACCCCGGGGAUGGGGACACCCGGGGCUCCCGGUGCUACCCUGGCUCCCCGCCAGCCGCCCCCGCCGCCCCCUCGGCCCCCGGCAGCCCCGACCCCGCAGCCUCACCGGCGCCCAGGGUGGGGGACGUCCCUCCCUACCGCUUCGUCCCCGUCAGGACCCUGGUGCUGUGCCGGCAGGCGGGCUCCAGCGCUCCCAGCACCCCGGAGCCAUCGGGCCGGCGGGGACAGUCCCAGUCCCUGAGGGUGGAGGCGUGCUGGCAGCCCGGCGAGCCGCGGGGCCGCAGCGCCGUACCCCGCCGGCGCCCCACGUACUACACGGUGACGGUGCCCACCUCCUGCAUCCCGACCCCCGACCCCGCGCGCCGCUCCGGCUCCGACGACAGCAUCUCCGACCUCUCCAGCAUCUCCCACGCCACCUCCCCGGGGAGCAGCAGCCCCGACGUCUCCUUCCCGCGCCCCCCGGUCCCACCGCCCCUCGUCGAACCCGGUUACUAUCCUCGGGGUGCCCACCGGUUCCUGCCACCCGCCGGCCCCCCGGCUUUCCUCUACGAGCAGGAUCUGGCCCCGUUACGCUACCAACGCCUGGUGCCCUCGCACAGCCGCAUCGUGCGCACCCCCUCGCUCAAGGACUAUGCGCCGGCGGGGGGCCGGGGGCUCUCCAAGGCGGCCGUGACCGAGGAGCUCAAGUCGUGGCACCAGCGCGCCCGGCUCCGGGGUGCCCGUCCGCACUCCCUCGACCGGCAAGGGGCCUUUCGGGGACCCCGUGGUGGGACCACCAGGGACGUGCCCAUCACCCAUGGAGUCCUGCCGCGGGCUCAGGCGCCCCCGAUCCACGUCCUGCGGCGCUCCCCGGACGGCGUGCCCGUGCAGGUCUACGUGCCUGAGAACGGCGAGAUCGUCACACAAGUGUAA
Gymnogyps californianus (California condor) is the source of this 1212-nucleotide messenger RNA. RefSeq names its product innate immunity activator (gene INAVA). Bases 1 to 1212 code for a protein of 403 amino acids. NCBI's taxonomy places the organism in Eukaryota, Metazoa, Chordata, Aves, Accipitriformes, Cathartidae. The transcript is spliced from 4 exons. The record is from RefSeq and is a predicted model, not a curated record. Gene Ontology annotation, biological process: adherens junction maintenance; positive regulation of protein ubiquitination.